Molecule: messenger RNA, 1276 nt
Organism: Syngnathoides biaculeatus (alligator pipefish)
Lineage: Eukaryota; Metazoa; Chordata; Actinopteri; Syngnathiformes; Syngnathidae
Gene: hmgb2a
Product: high mobility group box 2a
Exons: 5
Coding region: 171-800 (209 amino acids)
Biological process (GO): regulation of transcription by RNA polymerase II
Cellular component (GO): nucleus
Molecular function (GO): DNA binding, bending
Source: RefSeq, a predicted model, not a curated record
UCAAAUUGAGAUGAUAGGCUUUGACCAAUCCGCUAUUUGUUGGGCGGAGUUCUCCAAGUACUUCAAAGCAAGUUAGUGUGGCGACGCAGACUGUGAACAAAACUGCUACGCUUUGUAAGGUCUUCAGUCUGCUGCGGAUUGUCUGAACUGGUAGUAGAUAUAAAGCGGCCAUGACAAAGGACCCAAACAAGCCUAGAGGCAAAACCUCCUCUUAUGCAUUUUUUGUGGCAACUUGCCGUGAGGAGCACAAAAAGAAGCACCCCGGAGCCAGUGUGGGAUUCGCAGAGUUUUCCAAGAAGUGCUCUGAAAGAUGGAAGACUAUGUCUGGCAAGGAAAAGCAAAAGUUUGAGGAGAUGGCAAAGAAUGACAAGGUGCGGUAUGACAGAGAGAUGAAAACUUAUGUUCCUCCAAAAGGUGCUAAGAAAGGAAAGAAGAAGAAGGACCCUAAUGCCCCCAAGAGGCCCCCGUCUGCAUUUUUCGUCUUCUGUUCGGAGCACCGACCCAGGAUCAAGGAAGAGAACCCUGGUAUCUCAAUUGGUGACAUUGCCAAGAAGCUUGGAGAGUUGUGGUCUACGCAGGGUCCUAAAGACAAGGCGCCAUAUGAGGCUAAGGCUGCCAAACUGAAGGAGAAAUAUGAGACUGAUGUUGCUGCUUACAGAGCAACAGGUGGCUCAGGGAAAACUGAUGCAGGCAAAAAGAGUGGCCCAGGUAGGCCCAAGAAAGCCCAACCUGUUGAAGAGGAUGAUGAUGAUGAUGAUGAUGAUGAAGAAGAAGAUGAUGAUGACGACGAUGAUGAUUAAGCAAAUGGUUAUGCAUGUAUUGUUUGCAAUGCAUUAAGCUAAAUUCUUUUGUUGCGUGGAUGUUCAAGACUUAUAGCCUGCUGUCCCUGUUGAUCAGCCUCUUUGGGUUGUCGGUUCUGUAUUCCUUGUCAAAUUCAGGGAUUUUGUGAUUUUUAUUUUUUUUUUUUUUUUUUUUCAAUUAGACCCCAUAAUUUCUUUAGAUCCUUGUUGCUUUAUCAAAAUGGUCAACUUUUGUUUGGUUGUACCAGGUUAAUAUUACAAAGGACUUAACCUGUGCAAUGGUCGCUGGACAGCAAGGUUUUAAAGAAAUGUUCUGCUUCUCAAGCACUGGUUAGGUUUUUGUGGUGCUGUUUGUUCACUGUCAUUUUAAUCAGACUUCUAGUUUGACUUAAAAAAUCCAGCUGUUUUAAUAUUAAGACCUUCAAUGUAGAGCAGAUUUUUUUUUUUUUUUGUAAUAAAAUUUUGUAUAUUGGUUA